This is a messenger RNA of Glarea lozoyensis ATCC 20868, 1581 nucleotides long. Its product is annotated as UDP-Glycosyltransferase/glycogen phosphorylase. Lineage: Eukaryota; Fungi; Ascomycota; Leotiomycetes; Helotiales; Helotiaceae. Gene Ontology annotation, biological process: cellular response to heat; trehalose biosynthetic process. The record is from RefSeq and is a predicted model, not a curated record. Gene Ontology annotation, cellular component: cytosol; alpha,alpha-trehalose-phosphate synthase complex (UDP-forming). Gene Ontology annotation, molecular function: alpha,alpha-trehalose-phosphate synthase (UDP-forming) activity. The transcript has 3 exons. The coding region runs from base 1 to 1581 and encodes 526 amino acids.
AUGCCAGCUUUAGUCCAGGAAGACGCGAAGCCGCAAGGCAGAUUACUGCUCGUAUCGAAUCGACUUCCGAUCACCAUCAAGCGUUCCGACGAUGGCACCUAUGCGUUCUCCAUGUCCUCGGGGGGUCUAGUCACUGGGUUGAGCGGGCUGUCCAAGACCACCACCUUUCAAUGGUACGGCUGGCCCGGCCUCGAGGUACCAGAUGCGGAAGCCGCACCGCUGGUAAAACGGCUGAAAGACGAAUAUGGAGCUGUGCCUGUUUUCGUGGAGGACGACCUGGCAGAUAGACAUUACAAUGGAUUCUCGAACUCAAUCCUGUGGCCUCUCUUCCACUACCACCCCGGAGAAAUCACUUUCGAUGAGUCGGCAUGGGCGGCAUAUAAAGAUGUCAAUCGUCUGUUCGCAAAGACCAUGGCAAAGGAUGUACAGGAUGGAGAUUUGAUCUGGGUUCAUGAUUAUCACCUUAUGCUACUUCCAGAAAUGCUGCGAGAGGAGAUUGGCACCAGCAAAAAGAAUGUCAAGAUUGGCUUCUUCUUGCACACUCCAUUUCCUAGUAGUGAGAUAUACAGAAUUCUGCCAGUUCGAGAAUCCCUGUUACUCGGCGUUUUACACUGCGAUCUUAUUGGGUUCCACACAUACGACUAUGCCAGACAUUUCCUCAGCAGUUGUUCUAGAAUAUUGGGAACAUCGACAACACCCAACGGUGUCGACUUCAACGGUAAAUUUGUUACCGUCGCAGCUUUCCCUAUUGGUAUCGACCCAGAGAAGUUUGUCGAAGGUCUGCAGAAGAAAUCUGUUCAAGAUCGAAUUGCAGUUUUGGAACGCAAGUUUGAGGGUGUGAAAUUGAUUGUUGGAGUUGAUCGACUCGAUUAUAUUAAAGGUGUCCCUCAAAAACUCCACGCACUCGAAGUAUUCCUGUCAGAACAUCCUGAAUGGGUUGGAAAGGUUGUCUUGGUUCAAGUGGCCGUACCCAGUAGGCAGGAUGUUGAAGAAUAUCAGAAUCUUCGAGCAGUCGUCAACGAGCUGGUUGGUCGUAUCAACGGCAGAUUUGGUACGGUCGAAUUUAUGCCUAUUCACUUCCUACAUCAAUCGGUGUCUUUCGAAGAGCUCACCGCUUUGUAUGCCGUGUCGGAUGCCUGUCUGGUUUCCUCCACUCGAGACGGUAUGAAUCUCGUUUCAUACGAGUACAUUGCCACUCAACGGGCUCGUCACGGUGUUAUGAUCCUCUCCGAAUUUACCGGUGCAGCGCAAUCCCUUAAUGGCGCUCUUAUCGUUAACCCAUGGAAUACGGAAGAACUUGCAGGUGCUAUUCAUGAUGCGGUCACCAUGUCUCCAGAAUCACGGGAGAUCAACUUCAAGAAAUUAGAAAAAUACGUGUUUAAAUAUACAUCGGCUUGGUGGGGCGAAUCUUUUGUCAGCGAACUUGUUAGGAUCAGCGAGCACGCCGAGAAGAAGCAGAAGCGAAAUGCUGGUAGUGUAGCUGGGAAAGUACAAGGCCUUGUAGAAGGAGUGAAGGGUAUGGUCGUAGGGAAGGAUGAAAAGGAGAAUCAAGAUGCUGGUGCCAAAGAAGAGAGUAAAUAG